Messenger RNA from Orbicella faveolata, 2087 nucleotides. Its product is annotated as T-complex protein 11-like protein 1. The record is from RefSeq and is a predicted model, not a curated record. Gene Ontology annotation, biological process: signal transduction. Lineage: Eukaryota; Metazoa; Cnidaria; Anthozoa; Scleractinia; Merulinidae.
UCCUCUAUCCUCGAUUCCCCGUGGCGGACUCCAGAGGAGUGGGAAUAAGAAUAAUACAGCGCAUGCUUGUAAUCUUUGUUUAUCGUCGGACCAAUUGUUGUGACAUUGUCGAAAUUCAGCUGAGAAGAGACUGUGUGUUUGUUGGAAAAUUGUAGUGAACGGGCCAGAUCUUGGUUCACUGAAAUUAUGGACGGACUUGAAGACGGUGAAGCCCCUCCUGAAGGUGCCGAAAACGCCCAACAGAAGACAGCAAAUAUUGUCUCUCGCAUGGCACUCGCGCACGAACUAUUGAUGGACGAUUCCUUCAAAAUUCAGUCAGAACUUCCCCAAAACUCGCUGGAAAAACAAGUCAGGGAUGUGGUUCACAAGGCAUUUUGGGAUAAACUUCGUGAAGAACUCAAUCAAGAUCAUCCAGUCUUUAGUCAGGCAUUAUCUUUAAUACAAGAAGUUAAAGAGAACAUGCUAUCAUUACUACUUCCAUAUCACAACUCACUAAGAGCUCACAUAAAUGAAGUUCUCGACCUGGAUCUCAUCACACAGCAGGCUAAUCAUGGCAUUCUGGACAUAUCAAAGCUUGCGGCAUCUGUUGUAGGUAUCCUUAGUAAGAUGUGUGCUCCAGCAAGAGAUGAACAAGUCAAGAAAAUCCUCGAGAAUCAGGACAUUGUGGAACUUUUCAAGUUGUGCUUGCAGACGUUGAUUAUGGAUGAAUCUCGAUUGGCUGAGAUGAGAUGGAGUGUUCGCCGCACCACUCUUAUUGCUUCUGUUCUGUUGGUGACCCUUAAUACCGUGGGUCAGCAGCUGGCUUCAGAUGCAGCUUAUCUGGCUACUCUCAAGGAGGUGCUGUAUAUUCUUUUGGAUGGUGUACCUGAAGGUGACUUCCCUUCUGCUCUGCCUGGAGUUUAUGAACAGAUUGUGCGAGAAACUGAAAAGUUGUUAGAAGCCAGGGGAUUGAGUGAGUUGACUUCACAACAACGGGACCUGCUUAAAGGACAAACUGAAGGAAUGGCAUCUCCAGAGAACACUGUGUUAAACUUGAUCACGACUCGCGUGUACGACUUCAUGUUAAACAGCAUAAAGAGUCGGCUGCUUCAAAAGAGUAGUAGAGAAGCUGGACAGUCUACACAAACCGUCACCAUCCCUCAAGGACUAGCUAGUGUGAACACAGAACUUUCCGAAAUUACUGGCAGGUUUUCACGUGUGGUCAGCCACAAUAUGGCGGUCUUUGCACCCUUUUACGAAGACAUACUAGUUGAGAUCAAAAGCUCUUGACAUUGAUUAAUGAUAGCCAAAAGACAUAUGACAAUGUAGAUUUGUAGUUCGUCAAAGGUGUUUUGGUAUGUUUGCUUAUUUUGUCGCCAUUACAUCAGUAUAACUCCAUUUUUCUUCCCUAACUAGAGGGUAGCAAAGGGUGAGGGCUGGGGGUGUGAUCACGUUUCACGUACGAAUUUUGAUAAAACUCACGACCGUAUACUUUUAGCUUCUGUUGACAAUGUCCUUUUCAUACUGAAAUUUUCGCAUCGCGUUUUUUUCCGUAAGUAACUUUUCAUGCGUCACACACUAAUUUUUGCCCCCAUCAGCUGUCACGCAUUAGCCCUUUGCCACCCACCCUCUAACCAUUUGUGUAAAGACAUAUUUAAUAGUGACUUAAGUGACCCUUUUUUAGCCGCGGGAAGGUUGAAUAGGUUUCUGCCGCCUGUCACACAAUACGGUUCCCCCAUAAAAUAACGAAAAACUAAUAAUUUUGAAUCAAUACUUUUGAACGGUAUUUGCCAAAACAUGAUUGAGUGAUGAUUGGAAAUUAAAUAUAUUCCAGAGUUGAUGUAGUUGUACGUGUUUUUUUAAAUAAUUUUUUUAACUUAUUUAUUUUAUUUUAGAAUCUGAAGGUACGUUAAGUUUGAGAGUUUAUGAGAGAUAUUUUGUUUAUUUCUACAUAUUAUAGAUUUUUUAUUUCGUUCCUUAAUUUAUAAACGUGGCAGUGUUAGUAAUGAGGAACGACAUGAGUAAAAUAUAAAAUACGAUAUAUACUUAGGAGGGUUUUAUUACAUGCAGACUAAGGUAUAGUAAAAUAAACAUGUAUAUUGUUGUAA